Messenger RNA from Scheffersomyces coipomensis, 339 nucleotides. RefSeq names its product 60S ribosomal protein eL31. The transcript has 2 exons. Gene Ontology annotation, cellular component: ribosome; cytosolic large ribosomal subunit. Bases 1 to 339 code for a protein of 112 amino acids. NCBI's taxonomy places the organism in Eukaryota, Fungi, Ascomycota, Pichiomycetes, Serinales, Debaryomycetaceae. Gene Ontology annotation, molecular function: structural constituent of ribosome. The record is from RefSeq and is a predicted model, not a curated record. Gene Ontology annotation, biological process: cytoplasmic translation.
AUGGCUUUACAAGACGUUGUUACUCGUGAAUACACCAUCAACUUACACAAGAGAUUACACGGUGUUAGUUUCAAAAAGAGAGCUCCAAAAGCUGUCAAAGAAAUUAAAAAAUUCGCCACUUUACAUAUGGGUACUUCUGAUGUUAGAUUAGAUCCAAAAUUAAAUGUUCAAUUAUGGAAAAGAGGUGUUCAAGGUGUUGAAAAAAGAUUAAGAUUAAGAAUUUCUAGAAAGAGAAAUGAUGAAGAAGAUGCUAAGGAUAAAUUAUUUGCCUUUGUUGAACCAGUCUUUGUUCCAACCACUAAAGGUUUAAACACUGUUGUUGUUGAAGAUGAAGCUUAA